CUUUUUCACACAAAAAGUCGAUUAAUCGAUUAGCCAAUCUCUAAUCGACUCUUAGAUCUCUAAUCAAAAUGUCUGACUUGAAUGAUGACCUACUAAAUUAUGAUAUAGGGGAUGUUAUAGACGAUCAAGUUCUAAUUGGAGCAGAUGAAGAUGAACUACUACUUUCGGAUGAAGAUCUCGAGAAAGACGUGUCAAAGGAGGAAAAACAGAAAAUAAAGUCAGAAGCGGAGGAAUGGGUCAAAUCACAAAUAAGCGAUAAGCCAAAAAAUUCUAUAGACGACCAAGAAGUAAAGAAAACAAAUGAGGUCGUCCCCAUCCAACAGAUUGUAUCGAAAGAACCCACUACCCCUAAGGAAAAUACACAAGAUGUGCAACUUGACCAUGAAGGAGAGUCCAAAGAAAAUGUGGAGGACUUACCGUCUACAACUACCCAAAAUGAGACUUCGAUGCCUGUUGAAGUUUCAUCGAGCUCAAACAGAGAUUUGGAUAUUGAGCAGUCUUCUACUGUUUCGAAUUCAACUGUUACUGGAGCAGCAAAUGACUCAUGUGCCUCCUCAGGUAUUUUGAGUUCUCAGGAAAGUGCAAGUGUUACACUGAGUCAUGGUGAUAUAUCAGAUCCUCGUGAAGAUUUCGAAGAGGAGCGCGAGGAGCGCACCAAUAUAAAAACAACAAGUGAGCGAGAAUCCUUUGAGCAAAACACAGAACAUUCCCCAGAAAAAACAAUGGGUCGUUUUGUUCCGCAUCAAAAAAGAAACGGCGCGCCGCUGAUACGAGGUCAUCCCCCGCGUGGUCCUUCUCCUCUUUUUCCCCGCCCUCCUUUGCGCUUUCCUCACCAUGGUAAUAUCUCCCUACUAUCGCCCGCACAUUUCACACCUUUGGGCGGCUUGGCCACAGUAACACUAACACACGCAACCACAAAUCCUCUUAUUCCAGGUCAACCAUUUCUACCACCACAACAACCCAACACAAAUCCCUUUGGUCCACAACAUCCAUCCAAUACAUUACACAAUCCAAACCAUGGUCCCAUACCGCCUCAAAACCUAGAUCAUCCCAAUCCCCAUCCGAGACCUCGUCAUCCAUUUGGGUUUCGUCCAGGGCCCAUGGGCGGAUUUCGCCAUCCAAAUCCGGCGAGUAUGUAUUCACAAGUACCACAUGAUUUCAAUCAAGGCCCUGCAGCUUUUAGUCAUCCAUUUGGGGGUGGACCUAGACUCUUCAGACCUGAAGGACCAAUGGGUGGUGUAGCGCCAAACAUGCGACCUGGUAUGCGAAUACAAAGACAGCCCUUACAAGCUUUGUCGCCUCACCCUAUGCCGGGGCAGGGAAACUUUAUGAAUCCAUCACCGCUGCAAAUUCGUCCACAACCUGUCCCAGGGCCACAACCGCCAUCAGUCGCUGGACAAGUUUCGGCCCCAGGCAAUCAGCAGCCACCUUCAAGUCAAAUGCCUGCCCAUCAAAAUCCCCCAUCUUCGCUAGCUCCUCGUAAAGUUCUUAUAAAUCCAAAUUUCAAGGGUGGCGUGGAAGCAGCUACCAGCAAGUUUAUACAAGAGACACAGUACAUGAACAUGAAUAGCACAUCAGUGGCACGGGUACAAAGUGAUGAAGAGCUUUUGCGACAGCAAGAAGAAUUUAUUAAUAAAAAUCGUGAGCACAUUGAAAAAAGACGGCAUGCCAGAGAGGCCUCACCAGUUCGCCGGUCGAGAACUCGGUCUCCUCGCAGUCGAUCACGUACAAGAUCUCGAAGUAUUUCACGGGAACGUAGUUAUACACCACCCAAGCGGCAAGCAAACGGUGGCCCAAAUCGUAAUGACCGCUUCGAUCGUGAACGCGACCGAGAGCGAGAGCGCGAUCGCAAUCGUGAUCGUCCUGGCAAUAGUGAUAAUAACAUUCGCAUGACGCGUGCUAAUAGUCGUGAUAGAGACGAGCGAGACAGGGAACGUAAUCGCCCUAUGGGUGGAUAUAAUAAUCGUCCAGGAGGCAUUGGUAGUGGUGGUGGUGGUGGUGGUGGUGGCGGGGGCUUAAGCGGCGGAAAUCGUUUCAGACGUGGCAAUAGUCGAGAUCGUGACUACCAAGGAAGUGGUAGUGGUGGAGGUAAUUACGGCAAACGUCGUCGCAGCAAAUCUCCCUCGCCCAGCAACAGAGGUGGUGGUGGAAACUUCGGCAGAGGUCGAUACAACAAUGAACGUGAUAAACCUGAGGUUGAUGAAGAUGAAGAAACCAGAGCAUAUCGUCUUCAAAUUGAAAAACAAAAGGCUUUGCGUGAACAAAUAAUGAGAGAUAAAGAAAUGAAACGGCGACGUGCUGCAGAGGAAAAACAAUACGAGGAUAAACGUGGUAACAGUGGACAACAAGGGCUGAAAGAUGAUCAAUCGCAGACACAGCAACAACAGCAGCAGCAACACCCGCCGCAAAAAUUUAAGGAAGUGAUUCCUGAGCGCAAAAUUAUAUCUCUCAAGAAGCGUCCGACCACUCAUAACGAUAAUUUUGUAGCCGACGAGCAUAUGAGCUCCCAUAGAAAGGCCAUACCCACAGCAAAAAUAUUACCCGAAGCUAAGAAGACACUUACCGAGCAUUUGACCAAUAAUGUCUCGGCCUCUUCGGGGGGUAGAGGCGAUCAUUCGAAUAGCCAUAACGCUAAUACGGCAGUAAUAAAGCCUGUCAUAAAAGAUACCUCUUCGUCAGCGACAGUUGCUGCCAUUAGACCUCAGCCACAAAAUAAUCAUCAUCAUCAACCUCCAAGGCGUUUGUCAUCGCGCUGUGAAGACGAAGUGCAGCUGGACUAUGACGAGGACGAUUUAUUGCUUGACGAAGAGGAUUUAUUAGCUUCCGAAUCCGAAGCAUCGCCACCCAGAGACAUAGGGGCGAAACAGCGUGCGGAAUCGCAUACACCUUCGCCUGAGCCAACUGCGAAAGCUCUAAGUCGAAGACCUUUACACACACGUGGUACUGGUGGCAGUGGCGGUGCUGGUGGUGGUGGUGGAACCUCGAAGCAUAGCUUAAGUUCCUCUAAUCGGAGAAUAGUUUUAAAAACAUCAUCAGGUAGUAGAGGCCACACCAAUCCGUCUGGAAAUAGUAGCAGCCGCAGGGUGAUUCUGGAUCGUUUGGAUGGGCGCAGCAGCAGGCAGCAGUCGCCGGCCCAUGGCGGAGACACAAAACGUAAACCGCAAAGGAUUAUUUUAAAGCAUGAUUAAAACAAAAAUCUACCAAAUGUUUUUCUUCAAACACUCUUCUAUUCCGCUAUUUUUUUUUAUAAUUCCCUGUACUCCUGAGAUAAAUAGUGUGAUGUAAGAGAAUACAUUUUGUCCCCCCACACACACCCACAGAUAUAACAUGUAGAAAUGUAUCCACCCCCUCCCUUUUGAGAUCGCUUGUAGUUUUCUCCUCUAAAUUUUAUUUUUAUAAUUUACUCUAUUAUUACUACUACUACUACUACUACUACUACCCAUUAUAUAACAAUAAUAUAAUAGAACAAAAGUUUAUGGACAAACUUUUCCUAAAAUUUACAAUUUACAACAUUAAACUAUAGUAGUGAUGGCCGGAGAUGAUAAAAAUUUACUAAAUGCAUAGCAAAGCCAAAAUAAGUACAUGACAUAUUUCUUUAUAUGCUAAACACAUUUCGAAAAUAAUAGCAUUGUUGCAUAAAAAACUAUUUUUUUUUCUUAUCAUUGUUUAAGCAGAAAUUUUGUUUAAAGCUAAUCUACAAAUUUAUAUCUAUUUUUUGUAAUAUUGACCUUUAUUUUUGAAUAUUGUAUUGGGAGAUAGAGAGUAAGAGGGAGAGUGAGAGGGGAAGAGAGAUUUCUCUUUCGCUGCUCCUCCAUCUCUAACUUAAAUCUCUCUAAGGUGAAUUGAAUCCAAUUUCGAUCCAAAAUAAAGGAUACAUGUGAAAGUUAAGUCCCCUAACCCCAUCCCCUUGAUGAAGAACGCAUUUUAAUUUCUACAUAUGUUAUUGUAUGUAAUGUUUUAUAAAUGAAUUUAUUUUAAAGUUUUUUUUUUUUUUGUUUUAAUUUUAUUUCAUACAUGAAAAUGUUUUUUGUUUUUAAUUUUAAAAUUAUAUUUUUUAAUCAAACUUUUAAUUUUAAAUGCCCUUUCAAUUAUUUUGACCACUUAGUUAUAUUUAUACAUACAUUUAGUUAUGACCAUUGACGACUAACCUGUAGAUCGUGGAAACCAAGGACAAUUGUAGUGCUAUGAUUAUCCUUGAAAAUUGUAUAUCUAUCCUUGCAACUGUUUACAUUUUAAGCAUUAAAUCAAUUAUUGUUUUUGUCUUUUACAAAGUAAGUCCCCUACACCCAAACUCACUUCAUCCAUACAAGCCCCCCGCCUGCCCGGGCAUAAUCGCUCGGGUGAAGUUAUGCUACUGAGUUGGCUUAAACUUUGCCUAAGCCUUCAUACUAAUGCAUAUGCAGACAUAUAAAAAUAAAACUUUUGACCAUAAUUUUUGACAAAAUAUUUCCAAAAAAAAAAUUAUUUUGUUUUGCUUCUCUACAUUUUUAUUGAUUAUUGUUAAAUUUGAAUUUAAGCUCUACCUUUUUGCUAUAAGAUCUCUAGCUAUAAGUUGUAGCUACUAAGUUAAGGUGACUAAAAACUAACACACACACACACACCCUUAUAUGUAAGUUAAAAAGAAAGAAAAGUAGAAAAAAAUGCCUGGAAUGCCGAAAGCAUUUUUAAUUAAGCACCCCCUUUCCUCCCUCUUUAUAUAUGCAUAAAUAAAAUGCUUUGACUUAA
This is a messenger RNA of Stomoxys calcitrans (stable fly), 4725 nucleotides long. Its product is annotated as serine/arginine repetitive matrix protein 2. Gene Ontology annotation, molecular function: RNA binding. The transcript has 6 exons. Bases 69 to 3188 code for a protein of 1039 amino acids. The record is from RefSeq and is a predicted model, not a curated record. Lineage: Eukaryota; Metazoa; Arthropoda; Insecta; Diptera; Muscidae.